AUGACUCAUUCAAUACCUUUACCAAAUGAUCUCGCCACACUACUCACAACUUUACGCCUUGAAACCAGUCCUCCUCUGAAUUGUCGAAUAAUGGAUUACGCGCCAAAGAAUGCUGAACACGUAGAUUUUGGUGGAGAAGUGCACUACUCUGCACACCAGCGGUUCCAGGAGCCGCCUUCAAGGCUAGAGCUGAGUCCCGUCGUUUCUGACACACGCAACGCUUGGUGCACAUGGUACUAUCCUCCCGAUGGACAUGACUAUUCGUGUAUAAUCCAACUGGCUACCUUAUACAGAUACCCAAUCAAGAACCUCAUCGGUGGGUGCAGCUCAUUCGGCGCAUUGGCCUACCAUCUCGGGGUUAUUAUGAUGCUUCACAUCAGCAUCGAUUUCAAUCCUAAGAUCUAUGACCCCAAAGGACUCCACUCUGAAGCAAAAAAGACAGACCUCAAAGUUGAAAGCACGGCGUUGCGUAUGACAUUUGUGGGCCAAUAUUUUUCGGAUGAUGAGGCAUCUGUCGAUGAAGAUGAAAUCGAUCGAUCGUUCAAAGAUGCUAGUCAACCAGGACUUGGAUUAUGA
This is a messenger RNA of Suillus discolor, 576 nucleotides long. RefSeq lists its product as uncharacterized. The transcript has 4 exons. Bases 1 to 576 code for a protein of 191 amino acids. The record is from RefSeq and is a predicted model, not a curated record. NCBI's taxonomy places the organism in Eukaryota, Fungi, Basidiomycota, Agaricomycetes, Boletales, Suillaceae.